AUGGAGGGACUCAGCGAGGAGAGGUUGAGAAUCUCUGAUCUCCGGUAUCCUCUCGCUGCCCUUGCGGAGAAAGUUGGCGGAGAACAUUUUCGUCGGUUCGUGAUCUUCCUGCAGAACCUUGCCAUCUUUGCUGCAGCCGUGCCCUUCCUGCUGCUGGCCUCGGAGACCUUGCAGCGCCUUGUGGCAGACCUGGCAGGGGUGCGCUGGUCCGUGUGUGAGUGGCUAUUUGUGACUACCGCCCUUAUGACACCCCUCCUGUGCCUCGGUACACCCAAGGAUCUAAGGGUGGUCACGUGGCUCGGAGGCCUCUCAAUGGUGGUGGUAACAGCUCUGACCUUCACCAGCCUUCUGCUAGAAACGAGGGCGGAGAGAAGAGCCUAUACUGCCCCCCCUUCCCUGCCCCCUUGGUUCUCUUUGGCUUACUGCUUUGGGGCGGUAGCUAUGCAGUUCGACAUCCACCCAGUCAUCCUUACGGUACAAAUGGACAUGCAGCAGCGACACAGACUACCCUUGGCGGUGAUGGUGGCGUGUGUAGUUGGCGCGGCGCUCAUCCUGGUAGUGGCCGGGGCAGUCUUUGCUAUUCGAGGCUCAGACGUCACCACGAACCUGCUCCAUAGCCUUCCAGGGGGCCCCGUCCUGCACGCCACGCUGGGGAUAGUAGUGGUGCAGGUUCUGUUGUGUCUCGUUCUGGGAAUCAACACACUGUUUCAGAAUCUCGAAGCUUCACUCAGCGUUCCGGAUGAGUGCGGGUGGCGGCGCGUAUUGGUGCGUGGCGGGGUGGUAAUGGCGGUGCUGGCAGUAAGCGAAGCUGUGCCACACUUUGGCGCCACAGUGGAGUUAGUGGGAGGCCUCUUUGCUGCACCUUUCAUCUUUAUCUUCCCGCCUGCCUUCUACACUAUCAUUAAGUACAAGGCGUGUGGGCGUGUACAGCCGCGGGACGUGGUGGUGGCGGCCAAUCUGGUGGUGCUGGGCGUGGUGGGCUGCGUGGGCGCCACCGUUGAAAGUUUGUCACAGAUCGCCGUACUCAGAACCUCCACGCCAUCUUGUUUUGCUGACUUCUUCGCUGGUUAGGUCAGGUCAGGUCAGGGGUCAGGUUAGGGUAAGUUAGG
Scylla paramamosain (green mud crab) is the source of this 1109-nucleotide messenger RNA. RefSeq lists its product as uncharacterized. NCBI's taxonomy places the organism in Eukaryota, Metazoa, Arthropoda, Malacostraca, Decapoda, Portunidae. The transcript has 11 exons. Gene Ontology annotation, molecular function: L-amino acid transmembrane transporter activity. Bases 1 to 1071 code for a protein of 356 amino acids. The record is from RefSeq and is a predicted model, not a curated record. Gene Ontology annotation, biological process: amino acid transmembrane transport. Gene Ontology annotation, cellular component: vacuolar membrane.